GUCUUAAGUGUCGGACGCGUUCGCUUGAAGAACUAAUCGGAUUUGAAUUGCUUCAUAAUUAUAACUUUCUUUCAUGUGCUGCUAGCAGUUUUCAAAAUGCGUCAGACGUAUUUAUUAAUUAUUCCAUUGAUCUGCAUCUAUGGCACAAUUUCUACUAACACGAUAGACACGAACAGUUGCCCCAUAGAUUGUAGCUGUUUCGCCCGUACUGUUCGCUGUGUACACGCAAAUUUGGAUUACAUCCCACGAAACCUAAGCAACGAUACCCAGUUAAUAGAUUUGCGCUAUAACCACAUCGAAGAAAUACUGGCGGGCGAACUUUUUGGAUUAACUCACAUUUCAACGCUAUUUCUUAACUACAAUAACAUAAGAGUAAUAGAUGAAAAUGCAUUUUCUGGACUCAUUAAUCUAAAACUAAUGUAUUUGGGCAAUAAUCAAAUUGAAGACUUCCCAGUGAAUUUAAUUCAACCACUUAAAAACCUCAAAGCAAUAUACUUGGAAAACAAUGGUAUUAAGGAAAUUCGCAAGGGUACAUUCGAAAAUUUAUUGCAUCUUAGCUAUAUAUCUUUGUAUAACAAUAAACUUACCACUAUUCCAUCGGAUGAGUUUUCUUUCUUACCAAGUUUAAAAAACUUACGGCUUGAUAACAAUCCUUUAAGUUGUGAUUGUGCAGUUCAUUCACUUUGGUGGCAUCACAAAGAAGGAAUCGGAAUUUCAAACAACAUUCGACACAAUCAUACCCAAGUCACGCUCACUUGUGAGUCUUCAAAAUCUGUACACCACGAGUUUACAAAACUUCAAGUAGAGGAUUUUAAAUGCAAUCUCCCUAUGAUUAUACUGGCGCCCCAGGACCAAUUGAUAAUUCCUGGAACAUCUUUCACUUUAGAAUGUGAUGCAGAUGGAGACCCUGCACCUGAUAUUUUAUGGUACUUUAACGAACACCCAUUAGAACAAGACGGCCGUAUAACAUUAGAUAAUGAAAACACCGAGCUAAAUAUAAAUAAUGCUAAAGAAGAAGACACAGGUAUAUAUACAUGUACAGCUCAAAAUAUAAAUGGUAAGGCGUCAGUACGAGCCAACGUUACAGUAGCAGAUGACGAACCAGUGCCGCGAUUAAGUAUCGAACCUUAUGACUUAGACGUAAUCAUUGGAACUAUAUUUGAAAUACCUUGCAAAGCAGAGGAUAAUACCAACAUACAGCUUAUAUGGAGACACGAUGGGAGGAUUAUAGCUCCAAACGAUAAAUAUCACGUCAGUAAGUCUGGUAGUCUUUUUGUGAAAAAUGUUACUACUUCUGAUGCAGGUCGUUAUGAGUGUACUGUGAAAAAUCAAUACGGACGGGUCACCGCUUCAGCUCUUGUAAAAAUCAAGAACAGUGCAAAUACAGCGCCAGGUGAUGAUUUCGUGCGAAUAGCAUUUAAUGAGGCUGCGAACGAAAUUGAUUUGGCUAUUAAUAAUACCAUUGAUGCUCUUUUUAUGAAAAGAAAUCCCAGUUCAGACGGGAAACUCAACUAUGCUGACCUUUUGCGAGCAUUCCGAUUUCCUAAUGGUGAAGCGCGUCAACUUGCUCGAGCUGCUGAGAUCUAUGAGCGAACUCUUGUAAAUAUAAGGAAGCACAUUGCAAAAGGGGACAACCUUACUUUAUCAAGCCGAAAAUAUGAGUUUCGAGAACUUCUUUCACGAGAACAUCUGAAUUUGGUGGCUAAACUUUCCGGUUGUGUCGAGCACCGUGAGAUGCCCAAUUGCACAGAAAUGUGCUAUCACUCAAAAUAUCGCAGUAUAGAUGGUACAUGUAACAAUUUAAGAAAGCCUUGGUGGGGUGCAUCACUUACAGCGUUUAGACGUAUUGUAAAACCUAUUUAUGAAAAUGGUUUCAGCACACCUAUUGGCUGGACAAAAAAUCUCUUGUACCGGGGAUUUUUAAAGCCAAGUUCACGUUUGAUUUCGACAACUAUUAUUUCAACCAAACAAAUUACUCCAGAUGAAAGAAUCACUCAUAUGGUAAUGCAAUGGGGCCAAUUUUUAGAUCAUGAUUUGGAUCAUGCACUGCCAUCAGUUAGUUCGGAGAGUUGGGACGGCAUAGAUUGUAAAAAAACUUGUGAUUUUGCCCCACCUUGCUUUCCAAUCGAAGUACCGCCAGAAGAUCCGCGUAUAAGAAAUCGUCGUUGUAUUGAUGUGGUUCGUACGAGCUCUGUUUGUGGUUCCGGCAUGACAUCAGUAUUUUUUGAAGAUAUACAACACAGGGAACAAAUAAAUCAACUAACUUCCUACAUUGAUGCCUCUCAGGUUUAUGGUUAUAGCUAUGAAUUCUCUGUAGAACUUCGAAAUCUCUCAACAGAUGAUGGACUUUUAAGAACAGGUGUCCAGUUUCCUGGCCAAAAAGAUAUGUUACCGUUUGCUGCGCCUCAAGAUGGUAUGGAUUGUCGGCGAAAUCUCGACGAAAACACAAUGAACUGCUUUGUUGCUGGUGAUAUACGUGUAAACGAACAAAUAGGUUUAUUGGCCAUGCACACCGUAUGGAUGCGCGCGCAUAAUCGCAUUGCCACAAAGCUUCGUGAUAUAAACCCACAUUGGGAUGGGGACACUAUAUAUCAAGAAACACGAAAAAUAGUAGGCGCUCAAAUGCAACAUAUUACUUUUAAGCACUGGCUACCAAUAAUUAUAGGAGAAAGUGGUAUGCAAUUAUUGGGAGAAUAUCGUGGUUAUGAUCCCAAUAUAAAUCCAUCAAUUGCUAAUGUAUUUGCCACAGCUGCAUUACGUUUUGGUCAUACCAUAAUAAAUCCAGUACUUCACCGACUUAAUUCUACUUUCCAGCCCAUAGCACAGGGUCAUUUGCCUUUGCACAAGGCAUUCUUUGCUCCUUGGCGGAUGGCAUAUGAAGGUGGAGUAGAUCCUCUUAUUCGUGGAAUGUUUUCGAUUCCAGCAAAGUUAAAGACUCCUCACGAAAACCUCAAUAUUGAACUUACGGAAAAACUAUUUCAAACCUCACAUGCAGUAGCUUUAGAUUUAGCAGCUAUUAAUAUUCAGCGUGGCAGAGAUCAUGGACUACCAGGAUACAAUACUUACCGACAAUUUUGUAAUCUCAGCACAGCAGUAACCUUCGAAGAUUUACAACACGAUAUCAAGAACGCAGAGGUUCGUAAAAAACUUCAAGAGCUCUAUGGGCAUCCGGAUAACAUUGAUGUAUGGGUAGGUGGUAUUUUGGAAGAUCAAGUUGAGGGUGGUAAAGUAGGUCCAUUAUUCCAAUGCCUUCUGGUAGAACAAUUUCGUAGACUUCGUGAUGGAGAUAGAUUUUAUUACGAAAACGAAGGAGUAUUCAUCCCACAACAGCUGAAUCAAAUAAAGCAAACAAGUCUAGGACGUAUACUCUGUGAAAAUGGUGAUGACUUGAAAGAAGUAACGUCCAAUGUGUUUUUACUACCUAAAGUACAAGGCGGUUAUAAAAAAUGUGAUGACGUACCGGAAAUAAACUUGUAUUUUUGGCAGGAUUGCGGCUCAUGCCAGUCUUUACCACAACUUUUGCAAACACAAGCAUCGGAAUUAUUAUUUGAUGGUCAUAAUGUAAAGAAAAGAUCGUCUCAUCAUCCUGAAAAUGAACAUUCCCAUUUAUACAAUUCUAAAGAAGCUAAUGAGCUGCGAAUAAGAAGUUUGGAGGAAAACAUCUAUAGAGUCCAGAAAGAGUUCGAAGAAUACAAAGCAAGAGUUCGUAGUCUUGAAGAUGAAGUUUUGUAAUUACGAAAAACGUUGUUUAAAAUAAUAUGAAUUAAUAAAGCACAGUUUUAAAGA
This is a messenger RNA of Anastrepha obliqua, 3786 nucleotides long. RefSeq names its product peroxidasin. Gene Ontology annotation, biological process: response to oxidative stress. Gene Ontology annotation, molecular function: protein binding; heme binding; peroxidase activity. The record is from RefSeq and is a predicted model, not a curated record. NCBI's taxonomy places the organism in Eukaryota, Metazoa, Arthropoda, Insecta, Diptera, Tephritidae. The coding region runs from base 97 to 3732 and encodes 1211 amino acids. The transcript is spliced from 8 exons.